Rhinichthys klamathensis goyatoka is the source of this 995-nucleotide messenger RNA. RefSeq names its product transmembrane p24 trafficking protein 1a (gene tmed1a). The transcript is spliced from 4 exons. Gene Ontology annotation, cellular component: endoplasmic reticulum; COPII-coated ER to Golgi transport vesicle; endoplasmic reticulum-Golgi intermediate compartment. The record is from RefSeq and is a predicted model, not a curated record. Gene Ontology annotation, biological process: intracellular protein transport; endoplasmic reticulum to Golgi vesicle-mediated transport; Golgi organization. Bases 203 to 910 code for a protein of 235 amino acids. NCBI's taxonomy places the organism in Eukaryota, Metazoa, Chordata, Actinopteri, Cypriniformes, Leuciscidae.
CUGUUUGCGCGUUUUACGCGACGCGGGAAAACUUUAACGCGUCCGUUAUCAACAAAGCUGUCAAACUUCAAACCCGGCUGUUUUGUCACUGCAACUUCACGAGAGUCCAAAACAACGCGCUUACAGUGCUGUGGAAGGCAAUGUUCGCGUCUAGUUCUGUCGCGUCGCUCGCAGUGUUUGAAACAGCUGCUCCGGUGUGUUUAUGAAGAGCAAAGUAAUGGAGCGGUUUAAAGCGACGCGUCUCGUAGUGUGUUUGCUGCUCUUUCUGACGCUCUGCGUGGAUUUGGGAUACGAAUUCAGAAAGAAUAAGGACACCGAGUUCACUUUCCUUCUUCCUGCCGGAGCAACCGAGUGCUUCUUCCAAACAGCCACUAAGACCGGCAGCUUAGAAGUGGAGUACCAGGUGAUUGCAGGCUCAGGGCUGGACGUGGGAUUCACUCUGAUCUCCCCCAGUGGAUACAGACUGGUCUCAGACUUCAGAAAAUCGGACGGCAUCCACACGGUGGACCCCGCUGAGGAGGGCGACUACAGGAUUUGCUUUGAUAACAGCUUCAGCCGUGUUUCAGAGAAGAUGGUGUACGUGGAGGUGAUCGUGGAUGGACCAGAAGAGGAGGAGGAGGAGGAUGAGGAAGACUGGGCUGCUCUGGCUGAACCGGAGGAUUCGCUGGAGUACAAACUGGAGGAUAUCAGGGACACAAUGGAUGCUGUGCACAAGAACCUGGAGCGAAGCCGUCAGAUGCAGGCGAUGCUGCGGGCGUUGGAGGCUCGCGACCGCUACCUGCUGGAGGAUAACCUGUGGCGGGUUUCCUUUUGGUCCAGCGUCAGUUUGCUGGUCAUGGUCAGCGUGGCCCUCACACAGGUCUACACGGUACGCAGAUUAUUCAGUGACUCGCGCAGAGUCUGCACAUAGCAGGGAUGAACUGAGGGGAAGAUGCUGUAACACUCUAUGCACUGUUAACCUAAAAUACAAACUAAUGGAUUCUUGAAAUGAAGAU